GUCUGCUCAACAGCUUGUUAUUUGGUGGAUUGUGGCAGUAAAUCGGACGAGUGGGGAACCGGGCGCAGGAACUGCCGCCGCCGCUGCCGGGAGUGGUGCUGCCCGGACAGGGGCCCACGGGGGUCGGUGGGGCGGAGGACACGGGAGCUGACAGCGCGCACUUACCCUGCAGUUGAGACGGAGACGAUAGCUCGUUGAGCUGGAACCCCACAGAUCACCAACAAAAAUGAAGGCGGCGGAUGAGCCUGCCUACCUGACAGUGGGAACUGAUGUCAGUGCCAAGUACCGAGGUGCCUUCUGUGAGGCAAAAAUUAAGACUGUGAAAAGGCUGGUAAAAGUUAAGGUACUCCUGAAACAGGAUAAUACUACACAGUUGGUGCAAGAUGACCAAGUGAAGGGUCCUUUAAGAGUUGGUGCUAUUGUUGAAACAAGGACUUCUGAUGGAUCAUUUCAGGAAGCUAUUAUCAGCAAGUUGACAGAUGCUAGUUGGUAUACUGUGGUGUUUGAUGAUGGUGAUGAGAGGACAUUGAGACGCACCUCACUUUGCCUAAAAGGAGAGAGACAUUUUGCUGAAAGUGAGACUCUUGACCAGCUUCCAUUAACAAACCCAGAGCAUUUUGGAACUCCAGUAAUUGCAAAGAAGGCGAACAGGGGAAGGAGGUCCUCUCUUCCUGUUAAUGAAGAUGAAAAGGAAGAAGAAAGUAGUGAAGAGGAAGAUGAAGAUAAGAGACGUCUCAAUGAUGAAUUAUUAGGAAAAGUUGUAAGUGUGGUUUCAACAUCUGAGAAGACUGAGUGGUAUCCUGCUUUGGUGAUAUCUCCCAGCUGUAAUGAUGACAUCACAGUGAAAAAAGACCAGUGUUUAGUUCGAUCCUUUAUCGAUUCUAAAUUUUAUUCUAUAGCAAGAAAGGAUAUCAAGGAAGUAGACAUUCUCAAUCUACCUGAAUCUGACCUCUCUACUAAACCAGGGCUGCAGAAAGCAAGCAUCUUCUUAAAAACUAGAAUUGUUCCUGAUAAUUGGAAAAUGGAUAUUAGUGAAAUCCUUGAGUCAUCCAGUAGUGAUGAUGAAGAAGGCCCAGGUGAAGAAAAUGAUGAAGAGAAGGAAAAGGAGGCCAGAAAGGAGGAAGAUGAUGUGCCUGAGGAAGAACUUGAUCCAGAAGAGAGGGACAACUUCCUCCAACAGCUUUAUAAGUUUAUGGAAGACAGAGGUACUCCAAUCAACAAACCACCUGUUUUGGGCUACAAAGAUCUCAAUCUCUUCAAACUCUUUAGACUGGUUUAUCAUCAAGGUGGAUGUGACAAUAUUGAUAGUGGUGCUGUAUGGAAGCAAAUUUAUAUGGACCUUGGCAUUCCUAUUUUGAAUUCAGCUGCUUCUUACAAUGUAAAAACUGCUUAUAAAAAGUAUCUCUAUGGUUUUGAGGAGUACUGCCGUUCUGCAAAUAUUCAAUUCAGGACCAUUCACCACCAUGAACCCAAAGUAAAAGAGGAAAAAAAAGACUUAGAAGAAUCAAUGGAAGAGGCUCUAAAAGUAGAUCAAGAAAUGCCAUUAGUAGAAGUGAAGAGUGAACCCGAGGAAAAUAUUGAUUCAAACAGUGAAAGUGAAAGAGAAGAAGUAGAAUUAAAAUCUCCAAGAGGACGGAGGAGAAUUGCUCGAGAUACAAAUUCUAUUAAAAAGGAAAUUGAAGAAGAGAAAACAGAAGACAAAUUAAAAGAUAAUGAUACAGAAAAUAAGGAUGUAGAUGAUGACUAUGAAACUGCAGAUAAAAAAGAAACUGAGCUACUACUGGGGAGAAAAACCACACCAAAGCAAAAGGAGAAGAAAAUUAAAAAGCAGGAGGAUUCUGACAAAGACUCAGAUGAAGAGGAAGAGAAAAGCCAAGAGAGGGAAGAAACUGAAAGUAGAUGUGACUCUGAAGGUGAGGAAGAUGAAGAAGACACUGAACCCUGUCUAACAGGAACCAAAGUGAAAGUGAAAUACGGACGAGGGAAAACACAGAAAAUCUAUGAAGCCAGUAUUAAAAGCACUGAAAUUGAUGAUGGAGAAGUUUUAUACUUGGUACAUUACUAUGGAUGGAAUGUUAGGUAUGAUGAAUGGGUGAAGGCCGACAGGAUAAUCUGGCCUUUGGACAAAGGUGGACCAAAGAAAAAGCAGAAGAAAAAAGCUAAAAAUAAAGACGACAGUGAGAAGGAUGAAAGGAGGGAUGAAGAAAGGCAAAAGUCGAAACGGGGACGACCUCCCUCAAAAUCUGCCCUUUCAUCAAACCUGCCGUAUGGUUUGUCUAAGGCUCCAAACAGUGAAGGAAAAUCAGACUCAUGUUCAUCUGAUAGUGAAACAGAAGACCUGUUAGAAAGGAAUUUGAUGAAUGAAGAACUUUCUCCUGAUAUUAAAGAACUAGAAAAAAAUGAAAAUGUAAAUGAUAAUAAACUAGAUGAAGAAAAUCCAAAGAUUACUGUACAUAUAUUAAAAGAAAACGAUAGGACUCAAAUGCAGCCCUUAGACUCCUUGAAAUUAGAAGUUGGAGAGAAUGAACAAAUAGUACAGGUUUUUGGAAAUAAAGUGGAGCAAGCAGAAGAAGUUAAGAAAGAGGCAGAAAAAUCUCCUAAAGGAAAGGGAAGACGAAACAAGACAAAAGAUCUUUCUCAAGAGAUUGUAAAGAUUUCAUCAUUUAGCCAUGAUGAAGCAGGAAGUGAACCUCAUAUAGAAGCUCAGAGUCUAGAAUUUUCUUCAUUGGAGGGUAAAAACUUUUCUCCUGCCACUGAAGAUGAAAUUGACCAAUGUAUAAAAGACAAAAAGCUGAAACGGAAAAUACUGGGACAGCCAUCACCAGAGAAAAAAAUAAGACUUGAGAAUGGAAUGGAAAUAACAAAUACUGUAUCUCAAGAAAGGACCAGUGAUUGUGCUGCACCUGAGGGAAUGAAAAAUUUAAAUUUUGAACACUUUGAAAUAGAAAAUGAAGGAAUGCCAUCGUUAAUAGCAGAGUCAAACCAACACAUUCAGGAAUUAGCAAGUGGAAAAACUGAUAGUCCAGCUGAAGAAACUGUAAAUACCCCACUAAAAGAAGAGGAGGAUGCAAUGCCUCUGAUUGGGCCUGAAACCUUGGUUUGCCAUGAAGUCGAUUUGGAUGAUUUGGAUGAAAAGGAUAAAACCAGUAUUGAGGACAUAGUAGUUGAAAGCUCUGAGUCUAACUGUCUUGUUUCUCUUCCACCUGCCCUACCUGCUGUAGUACAGCACAACUUUCCAGUAGCUUCACCACUUACUCUCAGUCAAGAUGAGUCUCGAAGUAUAAAAAGUGAGAGUGAUAUUACCAUUGAAGUUGAUAGUAUUGCUGAAGAAUCCCAAGAAGGUCUCUGUGAGAGGGAAUCAGCAAAUGGUUUUGAAGCCAGUGUUGCCUCUGGUACCUGUAGUAUAAUUAUUCAAGAAAGAGAGAUCAGAGAGAAGGGUCAGAAAAGGCCGAGUGAUGGAAAUAGCGGAUUACUAGCGAAAAAGCAAAAGCGUACCCCAAAGCGAACAAGUGCUGUAGCCAAAAAUGACAAGAAUGGAACAGGACAAAGCAGUGAUAGUGAAGAUCUUCCUGUCCUAGACAAUUCAAGUAAAUGUACCCCAGUAAAGCAUCUUAAUGUAUCUAAGCCUCAGAAGCUUGCACGAUCUCCUGCAAGAAUAUCCCCUCACAUCAAAGAUGGAGAAAAAGAUAAACACAGAGAAAAACAUCCAAAUUCAUCCCCUAGGACAUAUAAGUGGAGCUUUCAACUCAAUGAAUUAGAUAAUAUGAAUAGUACAGAGAGAAUCUCUUUUCUCCAAGAAAAACUGCAGGAAAUAAGAAAAUAUUACAUGUCUCUGAAGUCUGAAGUUGCAACGAUAGACAGGAGGAGAAAAAGAUUAAAAAAGAAAGACAGAGAAGUGUCUCAUGCAGGAGCCUCCAUGUCAUCUGCUUCGUCAGACACUGGAAUGAGUCCCUCCUCUUCAUCUCCUCCACAAAAUGUACUUGCUGUAGAAUGCAGGUGAUAAACAUUCUCUCUGCCUUCCCAGCAGUGUACUGCCAUGGACAUAAAUCCUCAAAUCCUGAAAUACAACCACAGAAAGCACUCAACUGGUUUGCCAUUGCUAAGUAUAUCCUUUAUACUUUACCAGGCUGGAUUGUAUCUAUUCCCUUCUCUUUUCUUUUUUUUCUGUUGCAAAAAAUAAGCUGACUAAUAAUUGAAGGUUAGGCAGUUUGCCAUUAUUUGUCAUGUUUUUCCUCUUUAAUUUUUUUUCCAUUUUUUGUGAAGAUAGAAAAAGGGCACUUAGCAAAUUUGAAUUUGUAUAAUAAAGCUUUCAGGUGUUAUAGAAAUCAUAGAUAAGCAAGUGCACAUAUAAACAUCAAAAUAUCCAGCUGAAUAUUUACUGCUGCACUUUCACUAAGAUGUAUUUGAACAUUUGGUGAAUAGGGGGUUUAUGUUGUAUUUUUAUUAUUUUUAUUAUUGUUGUUUUUUUUGUGUGUAUGUGUUUUUUUUUUUCUGUGGAAGCACUUGCUAUUUAGAACUGCCAAAGUAUAUGUUUAGCAGUGUGCCCAGGUUUAAAGGUGUAAAUGGGACAAAAUAAAUUGUGAAAGGAAGUGUAGUUGACUGAAAACUACAGUUGUAAUAAGUCUUCCACUUUUUAUAGGAUUUUUGAGCACACAAUUAUGCAAAUAUUUUAAUGUUUAUUAAUGUUUACAGUGGAAUUGUGAAUAAGUUUUCAGUGGACUAUCUUAUCCCUUGACAAAAAUAUUUUGUCUUUUUUCUAUGUAAUUUCAGAGUUUUUAUUUUGUUACAAAAAAACAAAAAUGAAAUAUAUAACAACAGUGAAGUUAUUUAACAAGAUUUCUAAAGCUGAAAAUUUUGUGUAAAAUAAGGUAUUAUCUUGCAACUUGUUAAAUAUAUUUAUUCAGACAUUGGAUGUUGUAUUUUUAUGUAUUUUUUAAAAUAUCAAUAAAAUUGAAAAAAAAGAAAAUUCUAGGUUAAUUCACUCUUUGGAUGACAAUAGCUGUCAGCUGUCCCUUUUACAGGAGUUUGCACCCAGCAGCUUUACCUGUAUUGAAGGGAGUCUGUCUCAGUCCUUCAAACAGUAUAAAACUAUAAAUGGGCAUCCAGAUCAUUAAAAUAUGUCCUCAUUUAGAAACUUUGGCAGUCCUAGUAUUUAAACUGUUUUGAGGAUCAAAUUUUUGGUUGCCCUUAAGAUACUUUGUCACAGUUUUUAUGUUUGCUGUACUGCCGAAUAAAUUUAUAUCUCCCAAAGUUGAGAUGCAACAACUAAAUAAAGUAACUAUGUAUGCUCUGUCUGUGAAUUGUUCCACAGACUAAUACAUUUUUGUAAAUAACUCUUCCAAAACCAUGUAUUUAAAGCAGUUUUGCCAUAUACAUUAUGUAAAAAGGUGAUUUUUAAAAAUCAGUUUUUAAAUUCAUGUUUGUACAUUAAAAGGGGUUUUUUUAAAACCACCUUUUCUGUGUUUAAUAUGCUGUAGUGUAAUAAUAACCUAGAUGCUCUAGACUGUAUAUCAAGAUCUGAUUUACAAGAACAAAGUCAGAGCCUAACACUAGUGAUGGCAUAGCAUUACGGAAAUCAUUGUUUCUUAAUUUCAUUUACCACAUUGUGAACUUGUGAUUCAGAUUCUUCCAUUUUCGCAGAGAAUUAAAAACAAAAAAGUACUCUUGUAAAAUGCACUUUCCUGUCUUUUCUUUGCAAAGCAGAAAUACUUCAGUGUAAAAUAAAAAUGGAGCUCAGUGGGCAGUAUUAAUAAAGGCCAUGUUUUAAACAUAGGCUUUAUAUUUUUAGUUGUCAUUUAAGUGAUUGUUUUUUCCCUAAGUGCCAGUAACUUGCAGUUGGAAAAUCAGACUUCACAAAACAAAACAUAUUCAAUAUAUUCUUCAGUCCUUACAAUAAAAUAUUUCUAGUACUUAAUUAGAAAAAUGAAAAAAGUGUGUCAUUCAAAUCCAUUUCGAAGUAGGAAGCAACUUAGAUUCAUACAUUAGAUAUUUUAAUAACUUCUUUCAGUAGCAAUUCAUUAAAUGAGAUAACUAGGUAUCAACUUGACUACUGUCCCUUCUAAUCAAUAUAAAACUGGUAACAAAGUAUUGGGACUUUGCUAUGGAAGGCAAAAUUACAUAUUCUUUGGGUGGAUAUGUGGACACUGUUAAAAAGCCUUUAAUUUUGGGGCUGGGAAGGAUUAUGAAUGUAAGUGAAUACUGACUAGUUACUAAAUUUGGAUAUUGCAUGUUUGAGUUUAGCUAAAUUUUGAAUAGUUAGCUCUCCCAUGUGUUUAAACAAACACUCUUUAAAAUGGAAGGUGCUAUCUAUAAAAUCAAGUUAUUUGAAGAUUGUGGAGGUUGCUGGUUUAGUAUGACCCUGUAUGCUUUUAUUGUUUGCCGUGUUAAAGUUCUAAUUUUCUGGUCUUUCACUAAGAAAGAUGUUUGUACUUAAGACAUACAUACUCUGCUUUUUGUGAAAUUGCUUUAAAUUUUGAAAAUCUAUAUGGAUUAAGCUAUUAAUUGGCUUAUAUACCUUUCUUAUUAGCGCUGUAAUUUAACAUAGCUAUUAGCAUUUUGAAAGCAUGUGAACUAAUAUUCAACCACACAUAAAAACUACUAUGAGAAUUCAUUCAUCAACAAUUUAUCGAGUGUCUUCUGUGUGCAAGGCAUUGCCCUAAGGCCUAGGAGCCACAACAGUGAGCAAAACAAAUAAAGGUCCCUGCCUUCAUAGAAUGCAGAGUUUAAAUAAGGUAGAUGUUAAAUGGUUAACCCAUGUAAUUCUGAACUACAGAUGUGAUGAUGUGAUAAGCACAUGAAGUUAGGGCAUGCCAUGAGAUAAUGGUAGAGAAACCAACUAGUUUGUAGGCAGAGGUUGUCGGCUUUGUAAAGAAAGCCACAGUGUAAGUGAGCCCAGUGAGGAUUAUGAAUUGGUUAGGCAAAUGGGAGGAGAGAUGGAAACUAAAGUGCUCCAAGCACGUAGGGAAGGAUAAAUUGGUGGUAAUGAACUGAUGACAAGAACAGACCUGAGUUAGAAGCCAGGUCAAGCAGCACUAUUCAUUUUGCACAUAAUUUUUUCCAAAAUCAUGUAUUAAGCAGUUUUGCUGCUUUAAAACCCAACCGUAGCACCUGCCCGCCUCUUCCUCCUGCUCCUGUUGUCGCCACCACUCUCAUGCCUGCCUGUUCAGAUCUAUCUCAAGAUCCACUUUUCCAUAAAGUUUCUGCUCACUUUGUACCACCACAACCAGAAUAUCAUCCUCUUUUAUGCUGAUAGAAUUUUCAAAAUAUUAUUUUACUUGAAAAUUUACCUUGUAUUAUAUUGCAUGUGUGUCUUUCUCUCCUCGAUGUUUAGUUCCUUGGUACUCCUUCGUUAUAGCUGUAUUUCACAAAGUGCUUGGUCUGGCAUCUAACACAUGGUAAUAUGGUCAAAAACUGUGAAAUGCUAUUUCUGUUUUUCACUAGUAAUCCUUAUGUAAAAGCCAGAUAUUUAAAAGUUGUCUUUGGGGUCCUUUUCAUAAAGUGAUAACUGUUAAAAUGACAUUUGAAAAGUGUUUAGACUUGUUUAACAGUCCAAUCCCCAAUUUAAAAUAUUCUUAAACUGAUUAAUUAUUUUUCCUUCUCUCCUUGUUUCUUCUUCCCUCUUCCAUUACUUUCAUGUGGUUACCCACAGACUUUUAUCCCAUUAUGGAAGACUACAGCAUGUGAUGGCAUUCAUCAUUAGUGAAGGGUGAGUAACUCUUACCAUGGAGUUUGUAUUAAUGGAGAAUUUCUAACAAAUACAUGCUGAGGGCUUUCACAGAGUAGAAAUAUUUUUUGAGUUACAAAAUCAAAAGAUAUUUUCCUUGUUGAGAGCCACAAAAAUUUUUCUAUUCACAUAGGCCCAUUGUAUCUUUUUAAGCAGAAUAGGAAGGGCAGUGUUUCUAAUUUUUGAAUUUGUAGUUAAAAUCAUGAAGGUAUCUUCAUUUUGUAAUCUGUAUCAUGCCAAGUUCAUAUUCAAAAGUUCUAUUGUGAACAGCUUAAAAAUUCCAUGUAAUAUAAUAAAUGAUUAUUCUGCACAAGUAA
Molecule: messenger RNA, 8040 nt
Organism: Manis javanica (Malayan pangolin)
Lineage: Eukaryota; Metazoa; Chordata; Mammalia; Pholidota; Manidae
Gene: ARID4A
Product: AT-rich interaction domain 4A
Biological process (GO): regulation of transcription by RNA polymerase II
Cellular component (GO): nucleus
Molecular function (GO): transcription cis-regulatory region binding
Source: RefSeq, a predicted model, not a curated record